AAAAUCUAGAGGGAAAAUCCGUAAGGGAAAGCCUAAAGAGGACAAUAUCUGCUAGCGGAGGACUUGAACUGUUACAUAUACACCAAUGUUUUCCGAAUGUUGGCCUUGGAUACCAUUUAACAUAACUUCAUUCGAGUUUGCUUUGUAUCAGCUGUCAAACCUGAAACCAAACCACAGGAGCUUCAGUUCUAAUAAUGAAGCUUUACAGUCAAGCCCCCUCAUGCAUUAAUAUUCCAACUUUAGGAUCAAGUUCGGAUCAUGGCUAUGGAUUCACAUUUGAAUGUGUUAUAUUCAAUUCUUCAGAUAAAUCUUACACAAGAAAUGAUCAUUGGGUAGUAAAGAACUUGAAUGAACUAAGCAUCAUUAGUCAACAAGCUUGAUACUCAAGGAACACUACAUUUUCGUAUCUGAUAUCAAUUAGUUGCAUUUACACAUAACAAAGACUUGUAAUUACAGAACCCUUAGGUUCCAAGAAACCUCCUUCAAGACUCUUUUAAGCCCAUCCCUCUCAGAUUCCACUUCAAACAAACUGUGAAAACAACCGCGAGGAGCAAAGUCUUUAUCAUGCGCAGAUAAACAUUCAGCUUUUCAAGCUUUUAGCCAUAUUCAGACCCAAUGUUCCUCUGUUCUUCUUUCUUGGCCUUACUCCAAAUACGUACUUUCAAGCAUAUCGUAACGGUUAACCGUCGCUAUUCGAACGAAAAAUGGAACAACUUUCUUCCUCCAUUAUCAUCCCAAGAAGAAAUUAAGCUUCUUAUUGGACUUAUACAGCAUGAUUAAGCAUUAGACUGAAGAUUUAGAUGCAUAAUGCAGCUGCUUAUUUAAGCCUACAACCUAACUAAUCACUCCCAUAGACUCUAAUUCUAAAACAAUGGCUUCGUUCCUGUUCUUGUCCUCCUCCUCCAAAGCUUUAAUCUUGUUACUCCUUCAGUUAUCUUGUCUGUUUAAGAGCUUGAGCGCCAAACAUGGUGGCGUAGUCACUCAUAAUGACCAUCACCACCACCACCGUGCUCGAUCACCGAGCACGAACCCGAGACUCCACCAAGCAUUCCUUGCUCUCCAAGCAUGGAAAAAGGUCAUUUACUCUGACCCAAAAAACCAUACCACCAAUUGGGUAGGGCCUUCAGUUUGCAGCUACUUUGGGGUAUACUGUGCCCCAUCUCUCAACGACUCAAAUGUUCAGGUCGUCGCCGGAAUCGACUUAAACCACGGGGACAUUGCCGGAUUCCUUCCUAAUGAAUUAGGCCUUUUAACAGACCUUGCUCUGCUCCAUCUCAACAGCAACCGUUUCUGCGGCGUUUUGCCUCAAUCUUUAGCCAAUUUGUCUCUCCUCUUCGAAUUAGAUUUAAGCAACAACAGAUUCGUUGGCCCUUUUCCUUCUGUUGUUCUUCAUCUUCCAAACUUAACAUAUCUCGACCUUCGAUUCAACGAAUUUGAAGGCCAAAUUCCCCCUGAACUCUUCAACAAAAGCCUCGACGCCAUUUUUAUAAACAGCAAUCGUUUCACCAACAUUAUCCCUCGAAACAUCGGUGGAAAAUCAGCCUCCGUGAUUGUCUUUGCCAACAACAAUUUGAAGGGCUGUCUUCCACCGACGAUUGCAAGUUUUGCAAACAGUUUAGAAGAACUUUUGUUGAUCAACACGAGUUUAUCAGGCUGUUUGCCGCAAGAAAUUGGGUUCUUGUACAAAUUGAAGGUUUUGGAUGUGAGUUUUAAUGAAUUAGUGGGUCCUUUGCCGUAUAGUUUAGCUGGGUUGGGUCAAUUGGAGCAAUUGAAUUUGGCUCACAAUUUGUUUACUGGGAAUUUGUUUGAAGGGCUUUGUAACCUUCCGAAUUUGGAGAAUGUGACGGUUUCUUAUAAUUACUUUUGUGAGGAAGAAGGGGUUUGCCGGAAUUUGACGGCGGAAGGGGUUGCUUUUGAUGAUCGUCGGAAUUGUGUGCCGGAGAAGCCGCUGCAGAGGAGUAAGAAGGAGUGUAGUGCGGUGGUUGAGCGUCCUGUGGAUUGUUUUGAGCAUCCGUGUGGCGGUGGUUAUGGUUCAAGUAUUGCGGCGGUUCCGGCUUCGGCGCCUAUUUCUUCAACUUCUUCCGUUGUUGCCCCUGCCCACUUGUGAUUUAAUGUUGUAAUAUGUGUGGGUUUGAGGGAUAAUAAGGUCAAUUUGUUUGGGUUAGAAAAGUGUGUGAUUUUGUGAAUUUGUUGUAUUAGUUGUGUGUAUUAUUGAUAUUGGAUAAAGUUUUAUUUGCUUGGUUUUUUGAAUCAUUGUUGGAAGAGAUAAUUUGUUCAAA
Messenger RNA from Cucurbita pepo subsp. pepo (vegetable marrow), 2279 nucleotides. Its product is annotated as Leucine-rich repeat (LRR) family protein. The record is from RefSeq and is a predicted model, not a curated record. Gene Ontology annotation, molecular function: protein binding. Lineage: Eukaryota; Viridiplantae; Streptophyta; Magnoliopsida; Cucurbitales; Cucurbitaceae.